This is a messenger RNA of Fonsecaea multimorphosa CBS 102226, 2946 nucleotides long. RefSeq lists its product as uncharacterized. Gene Ontology annotation, biological process: regulation of transcription by RNA polymerase II. Lineage: Eukaryota; Fungi; Ascomycota; Eurotiomycetes; Chaetothyriales; Herpotrichiellaceae. The transcript has a single exon. Bases 1 to 2946 code for a protein of 981 amino acids. The record is from RefSeq and is a predicted model, not a curated record. Gene Ontology annotation, molecular function: transcription cis-regulatory region binding. Gene Ontology annotation, cellular component: nucleus; SWI/SNF complex.
AUGAACCCUUGGCUGACCGACGCCUCCUCGAAUCCAAACAAUCAUGUUGGCUUUGGAGGCCCAAUGGAUGCUGGCAUGUCUUUCCUGCAACCUCCUCAGACGAUAAAUCCUUCGCAGUUCCAGAAUCCCGCCUUCCUCAAUGGCGCCGCCCGAACUACCUCGCCUGCCUUCCACAACCCCGUCUAUCAGACGAACCCGGUGAUACCUUCCAAAAGAGCAAGAGAAGAUAGCUUGGCCACCUCGCCGCGGCAGGCGCCUGGUGGCUUACCUGUUUCUAGAUCACAGACUCCGGGACAAGUCCCCUACCCGGGCUUCAAUCCUCAAGCGAACGGCGUACCGGCCAUCUCAAAUGCCCCGACACCCUUUGGCCAUCUCCAGACAACUUCUAACGCCUCUCCGUCUCCUACCAUACAACAGCUGAAUCAUUUCACCUCGACUCAAGCCAAUCAACGCGUCGCAACGGCGUCUCCCAGUCCGUUUUCUCCCCAACAUGCUCCCCCACACGCUUCACCGGCUCCUUCAGACCAUGCGAGUCGCGUUGGCACGCCCCAUGACAAUCCCCAAAACUUCAUGCCAAAUGGCGUUUUCGCGCCGGGGUUUAAUCAACCCCAAUUCGGUCAGAACAUCAGCAAUGGGAUGCCACAAGUAGGGAUGAAUCCCCAGAUGAACAUGGCGGCACAAAAUCCAAGCAUGGCUGCAGCUCAGCGAAACUAUCAAAUGCAUCUUCAGGCUCAGGCGCGUCAGAUGCAGGUGCAAGCGCAGGUGCAAGCGCAAGCGCAAGCGCAAGCUCGUGGGAUGAAUGGUUUGCCUACCAAUCCUAACCAACACGCCACCAACCCCCAGAUGCCGCAAGGAGCACCAGCCGCAUUUCAUCCUGCCAGACCCAACAAUCCCGAAGAUUUUAUCCGGGGCCUGCAACAAUUCAUGGCGGCGCGUAACCGCCAAGUUGAUCUAAACCCGGUAAUAUGUGGUCGGCAACUACCCUUGUUGCGGUUGUAUGCAGCUGUGGUGAAAAAUGGGGGCUCACAAAGGAUAUCAAAGCUAAACCAGUGGGCCGCGGUUGCGCACCAGUUUGGUUUUCCACCGCCACAACAUAUGCAAGCAGCUCAAGAACUCCAGGCGUACUGGAUGAACAAUCUAGCCCCUUAUGAGGCCGCUUGGCAGCUAUCGCAGCAGAAGCAAAAGAUGGCAGCCCAGGCUGCGAUACAAAGCCAAACUCAGAUGUCACCUCCGCGCGAUCAAUCCCAAGAACCUACCCACCAGAGAAGUGCGUCGGCCACCGGACCAGUCGCCCAACAACCGCAGCACCCUACGGCAAACGGAUUUAUGCAACCUCCACACGCCCAAGGACCACCGGAUCCCACAGCAACGCCUCAACACCGUUCUAGCGUGUCACGACAGUUCGAUCCUCAACAGAUGGCUGCCCUGCAGGGCCAAGUUCAGGGACAAACACCCCAAAAGCGACCUCAGACCAGUGCGGGUAAGAUAGCAGAACCCGAGCCUGACACGAACAAGCCUAUGUCAAAACCGAUCGAAGACCCUUUCAAGCCCGAUAUUCUCCCUCAGAGCAGGUUCCACGGACCAAUCAAUGUGGAAGAGAUGUUCAUUAUCGGCCAACACAUUGCUGAAUCCAAACCAUUCGUGCCUUCUAUUCGGGAGCUGGGUGUGAUCGACAUUCACGCUUUGACAAUGGCAAUCAAAUCUGGAAUACACGCGGAGACACGAGUAGCACUGGACACGCUUGUUACACUUUCGAUGGAAUCUGCAUUGCCACUAGCAUUAAGUGAAUGCGAUGACCUUGUUGACACAUUACUGGACUGUGCCCAGGAUCAGGUAUCUUUUCUCAGCGAACACGCCACCGAAGUCUCUGACGAAAUGUUCCUCACUUCGUAUGAAGAUCUCGUCCGGGCUUGUCGCAUCGAGAACGAGUCCUUGCAAGAUGCGCCCGAGUUUGGAACCGUUGCAUACGAUCUCGAACGAGCAGCGGAUCGCUUGAUUUGUAUCACCACCCUGUUGCGCAAUUUCUCCUUUUACGAAGCCAACUUUAUCCCACUUGGUCAGCCAGAGGUUGUCAGGCUACUCAGCACCGUGAUCCGAUACCUCGGCACCACGGAAAUGUUCUUGCGACACAACAGAAAUACCCUGGAUUUCAUGAAAGACGUGGUCAUCUAUUUUAGUAACUUGUCGACCUUGCUUCAGCUCCCCGGGAAAGAAGAAGCCCUCUGUGUCCUCCAUUUCCUUCUCGCAUUCGCACCAACCCCAGCACCUACCUCGAGCGCUACCACCAAGGUCUCUUUCGUCCCGUACGCGCCAACCCUACAUAAAUACAUGCCAUCUGCUGUCGAUAGUCUCGCCAAGCUCCUAGCGCGUGACGAACCCAAUCGGACCUACUACAAGGCCAUCUUUGCAGCCGACGGUCACUCGAGCCCGCCAUACGAGCUAUUGACGAGAGCAUUCGGACUUGCCAUUUCCUCAAUACCAGCAAAUUCCAAUCACACCAGGCCACUCAUCGAGGCACGGAAACCUUUCCUCUUACAAGGAAUGUUAGCAGCAGAAAUAUUGGCGAGUCUUGCGCCAGGUUCGGACCAUCCAUUGGCGCGUUCGUGGCUCGAGUCAGACGAUGGCUUUGCUGGCAAUCUUCUGCGGCUGGUCGGUUUGUUGAGUGCCGAUCGGACGACUCAGACCGCUCCCAGGCACGCACAACCAAACAACCGAAAUAAUGCCUUUGAGCCAGACGCCAACGGUUACGGGGCAAUCGCAAAUCGUGCUAUCGCUGUCCUGAAGACCUUGGUGCAGAAAGCCCGUAGGACUGAUGAAAAUGGCUCGACAAUAGUUCCAUUGGGCAUUAUGCCAAGCAAAGAGAGUCUGCUGGGAGCGAUGAUACAGAAAGAUAUUGAUCCUGGCAUACUGCGGCAGCUUUGCGUCUAUGCUGGUUUAGAGGAUUAG